CAAUGUCGUGGUCUGUUUUCGCGGAGGCACGCCAGCCAAGAGCACCGAUGCCGCAUUGGCGCGCUCACCUGCAUAUACUGUCCAAUUCUGGUCUUCGUAAGGCAGAUGGACACUCGUCAGCGCAGCGGCUGGUGCCGAUCGACUUAAUCCAAGAGCUCCGCUCGCCACCAUGGAAAAUGUAUCUAACGUAUCGAUUUCUGCGAGACACGCUCAUAUUCCGCGACCUACCGACCUCCGUGCUGUGGUAAACUUGAUGAGCUGGGACGCCACUCGCAGUGGCUGCCACCGAGACAUUUGAGGCAGCGGAUCCCGAAUUUUGACUUCCAAGUUGAAUUUCGGCAAAAAGGAUCCCUUUACGAAAUCCUAGUAAAAGCGGCUCUGACUCUUUUUCCAAGCCAAAACCAAAUUUACAGAGUUUCGGGCGAACGCCGAAUCAUCCGGUGUCGCCACCUCGCUCGGCUCGCAUCCGUCUCCCUUGCACGCGCUCCCUCUCAUAAAGCGACUGUCCUAGCGGUCCCCAGAGAGCCCCAGCAUCGCCUUUUACCCCCUCUCCUUUCGCUAUGACGCCGCCCGACUUCUUGUUGCGUGUGCCGCCGCUCAAGCUGCACGUGCGCAACGCUACUCAGACCAACGGAGAACCAGCCGUGGUACGUUAAUCGAAAGUCCCAUACAAACCCACGAAACACUGCGCUAACCACCUCCUUCUCUUUGAUUUGCCGCAGUACGAGCUGUUCUGCCGCCUCAAUAAAACGCGGGAGAAGCAUGACGAGCCUGUGGAGGUGAUGCAGUGGAGUCUCUGGAAAACGUACGAGGAAUUCCAGGCGUUCGACAACCAGAUGCGUGCGACUCACAAUUCCCCAUUCUCCAAGAUGAUGGUUACUGUAGCCUUUGCUCCUGGUCACCGUGUACGCGCCUUCUUCCACCAGGACCAGACGUCCAGUUUCCUUGAAAAGCGUCGUGCUGAGCUGGACUUUUACAUGCAAAGAGUGAUGCUCUUCCCGAACGUAGUGGAGUUCUCCAAGCGCGGAGGUUGCAAGGUACUGGCCGAUUUUAUCGGCGCUGAGCUGUACAUGGACUGCAGCGGACUGGUUUCGCCCAGUAUGAACAUGUCGGGAGUCUUUUCGUCGUCCAGAGGAAUGCUGCGCGAUUCCACGGAUUCAGACAACCGUGCGUCGUAUGUCAGUGCUACUGGCGCGGGAGAUAAGAUCAGCUCGCGACGUAAGAUGUGCAGGAUGGAGAUCGAGGAGGAACUCGUUCUACGCGGCGGAGCACACGAGCUUAAGCGGUUUAAGAAACGUGCUCGUGUUUUCCGCAAGGAAAACGACCCUGUUGCCGCUGCGGAGCCGUUUGUGGAGUUUUUACACAAGGAAUACGACCCGGAAUUUGUGCUGUGGAUUCUACGACGCUUUGUACGCUCAAUCAAGAGUUCGGAGAAGCGUGAAGCGCUAUGUGCUGCCGGUAGCAUUUCGGUUGAAUCAGUCGACGUUGAGGACGUGGAUGAGAACAGACCACAGCGUCAGAAUCUCCGCCUCAGUGUGCAAGAAGAUGACGGAUCCACGAAAUAUGAGCAAAAACUGCAGACUUUUUCGAGCAGUCAGAGAAGCUCAGGCGGCCGUGCUAGUGACCCUGCCAUCCCUGGACGCGUCUCGCGGAAGAAAGCCAACCGACAAAUUCUAGAGCGGGUAAAUACUCUUUCGAACGGCAACGUGCACACUGUGAGUGAAUUCAAGCAGGCAGCCAAGGCACUUGGAAACCAAGAAAUGAGUGGUCAGGCGUUUGUAGACUAUCUACGCUCAACUUUCGGCAAAAAGGAAGCGGAAGAGUUGCUGCACCUGGUGGUCGAGGUUGUUCCGCAGCCACAGGUGCAGCAAGAACUGCGUGUCGCCUUAGCGCGGUAAACAAGGCACCCCGCGCCAGUUUUGCAGAAGAAUCAAGACCCUAAAAAAAUUCUCUGGGCAACGCAGACCCGUGAUCGAAGCAGCUCAGAAGUUUUUACAGCUUCAUGAGCCUAGACAAGUGCAGCAACUCAAAAUGAGCCGCGUCCCACGAGAUUCAUCUACACGAACGGUGGCGAUAGAAGCUGCCACAUCAAUUUUUAACUGUACAAAUAUUCAUAAGAAAUAAUGUCCAUUGCAUCAACUGAUCAUCGCAUCGAUUUUCAACACGAUCUCGCGCAGUUUCUUGAUCUCAAGUGUCGAUCCAAUGCCGUUCUUGAGUAGAUUCGCGAAUUGAACCUUCGAGUACAACGUCUGCAUCCAUGCAAACAUGGUUAGCUCAGCAGGAUAGUACAAAAGUGGCACUGCUGCCACUGAAACUCACCUUGUUAGCUUGGACCCAUUCGAGAAGCUCGUUUUCGUCGUAGUAGAACGCUU
Molecule: messenger RNA, 2372 nt
Organism: Phytophthora nicotianae INRA-310
Lineage: Eukaryota; Oomycota; Peronosporomycetes; Peronosporales; Peronosporaceae
Exons: 2
Coding region: 783-1898 (371 amino acids)
Molecular function (GO): phosphatidylinositol binding
Source: RefSeq, a predicted model, not a curated record